Seriola dumerili (greater amberjack) is the source of this 1450-nucleotide messenger RNA. RefSeq lists its product as uncharacterized. Lineage: Eukaryota; Metazoa; Chordata; Actinopteri; Carangiformes; Carangidae. Gene Ontology annotation, cellular component: membrane. The transcript is spliced from 10 exons. The record is from RefSeq and is a predicted model, not a curated record. The coding region runs from base 35 to 1342 and encodes 435 amino acids.
UCUGAGGCACCUGGAAAAUUAAAACCGCGAAGACAUGGCUGCUGAGAUGGAUAACAAUAAAAAAACAUUUUGCAGGAAGCCACAUCCCACACUGUGGACUGCAACAUUGUUGGUGAUCGCAUAUGCCGUCUGGUGUGUACUGCUGUGCAUCUUGGCAGCAUCAGGGCACCUUCUGAACAGCAAGAGCCUGGAAUGUGGGAACAGUGAUGAGGACGCGUCCAAACUGAAAAGAAAGGCCCUACUGGUGUACUUGUGGUCAGGGGUCAGUCUGCCGAUCUGUAUCCUGCUACUGAUGUCAAUUUGGAUAAGGAGAUUGGGGUCGUGCUUGUGGUUUCUGUCACUGUGUGCAAUCUGCAUCCUGUUUGUGGUCAUGGUUGUAUCUCUUACAAAGGCUUGGAAGAAAGAGAAUGAGGAAAUACAAGCGUUUGAGGAGCACUACCUGCACCUGAGACCUCUGAGACAUACACCAGGAGACAUACAGACACAUUUGAAUGAUGGAAAAUGUAAUAGCAGUGACAACAUGUACCGCUGGCAGACUGAGUUUAAGUGUUGUGGACUCAUAAACCACAGCGACUGGUGGCCGGCCAUCCCCGACUCCUGCCUAUGUGAAGGAGAGGACGACAGCUCUGAAUGUGUCCUAUAUGGAAACAGCCUCGUUCAUGAGCAGCCUUGUCUCCCUACAGUCCUAUUCCUUGAAGAAAAACGCAACUCCACGUUCUGGAUCAUCAUGAUAGUUUGGCUCAUCAUUGUCGGUGCGCCGGUUUCCAUCCUCAUGUUGUUCGGUUUGGCCAUGAUUAUGACGUGUUAUUAUAUGUUCUGUUUGGAGCCAUGUUGGUACAAGCUGAGUGUUUGGAAAUACAAACUGAGUGGGGGAGAGAAAAUGGUUCCAGUGGUGUUCAUCAGAAAGAACAACAACGACAAAACAGAGGAGGACAACAGGAAAGAUGGGGAAGCGAAAGAAAGCGACAGCGAUGAGGCCGUAGUCUUAGACGUAGAAGACGGAAAAAACGUGGAGGGAGAGGGACGAGAAGCAGAGGAGGAAUAUUUGGAUGACAACCCAAUGAGAAUGAUUCCUCUUUCACUGCUGAGCAGGCUGCAGGAAGAGCUGGACCCUCCCCCUGUCCAACACCAGGUUCGAUGCAUGUGUAUAUUUCCAAGUAAACCCAAGGACUUCUACAUUGUCACGAUAGAGGAGGAUUCACCGCUGCUACCCAGUUAUGCCGUGUUGGCUGAUGCCAACAAACCACCCAAUGUCUGUCUUUGGGCGGAAGGACACCAUGUUUUUGUAGUCGAGCAUAUUGUUUGGCCUAGAGAGAGUAAACCGCAAGGCACGCCACCAUAGUAGGGUUAGUGUCUGGUGCUGUCUAUACAACACUGUGCUGCACAUUUUCACUGACUACAAAACAUAAAAUCCUAAGAAUUGUGUUUUAGGGAUAACUUGCAUUACAAA